CUAUAUAUAUACGUACUCCUUUAAUCUCCUAGGCUAGCAGAAUUUUGAUGUUUCAUGUUGGUGUUCUCUUGCGGCUUCAAAUUCAAACCUUGAUCUGCGAUUAAGUCUUAAGUGUUUUUUCUUCGUCGUUUCCUAUUUAUAUAAUAUGAUAUGAUUAUUUAUUUUAAAAAAUGAAUCUUGAAUGCAUUAGGCAUCAUUACUGUUUUUGUAGUAUCUAAUGGGUCAUGGUAUGGUAAUCCGUUUUUGUUAAAUGUAUAUAAUUCAUUUGAAUGCAUGAGCUUGUGAAUUUCUGUUGAAGUGGAGAACAUUGGGGAGACAUUGGUUUAAUAAGGUAGAGUACAUACUGAUACGACAAUGAGUGUGAGCCCUCCGGAAUCGGUUCAAAGUCGGAAGGAUUGGCCAGUGUGGCGGUCAAAGUCAGCAUGGUCAACGACGUAUGGCUGUAUGGUAGACUCCGACACCGGGUAGAAGGCCGAGCGGACGCGGCCCAAGGCCGAGCGGAUGCGGCCGAGUGGACGGGGCCAAGGCUGAGCGGACACAAGGUGGAUUUUUGGCAACGAGAUCACCGAGCCAACUAUGGAGUCGGGUGGCCCAGCCGGGCACACUAGCCGAGUGGACACAAGGUGAACUUUUGGCAACGAGAUCACUGAGCCAACUAUGGAGGCGUGCAGCCUAGUCGGGCGCACUAGCCGAGCGGACACAAGGUGGACUUUUGGCAAGGAGAUCACCGAGCCAACUACGGGACUGAGCCGACCGGCCGGGCGCACAAGCUGAGCUGACAGCGUGUCCGGUCGGACACAUGAUAUCCCUCAGAUCGGCCAAUUGCGGGACCCACAUGUGUAGCUCCUCGUACACGUCGCAUACUAUUUUGCAAGUUUGCGCCAUUGACAACGGAGCAAGUCGCGCAGAGAAAUCGUCCUUGGGAAACUUCUAAUCUACCAUGUCAGGGAUUUGCACGCUCGCUUAAGGAAGGAUGUCAGGGACACUUUUUGAGCUAUCUUUUCAUAGGAAACUUGAGGAAGCGCGUUUCUGCUUCGAGAUGCAUGCAUGAGUGCUACAGGGACACCAUAAAAGGGGGGCACCCAUCUACAGGAGGAGGGCGGACGCAAAGUCUUCUUUGAGUCUUCAGCAAAGCUACGCAUCCAGCUUGCCAUCUCCUCAAUUUUUGGACAGGAUCACAAACUAUAAAGAAAAGGCCACCAAGGCUUGAAAAAAGAAACGUUGUUUCUUUCCUGCCAUCCAGAUAAACCAUGACCAAGUUGAUCAAGUAGCUAGUUGGAACAAGGGAUCUUUUUGGUAGACAAUUUCUUUUCAGCCGCAUGAACUUGUGGGUAUGCAUGCCCACAUUUGAGAUGGGUGCAACUCCGAUAUUGUUGUUGAUUCAUUAACUUCUAGAGAACUAAUGGUGAUGAGGACUUGGAACUUUAAGCUAAAUGGAGAUGUGACUUGCUUGGCCAUUAUUCCAAAGGACAUGAAAGCAGAAGCUCACUUCAUUGCAAAGGAAGAUGGGGUCGUUGCUGGAAUUGCUCUUGCAGAAAUGAUAUUUAAUGAGGUUGAUCAUUUCUUGAAGGUUGAAUGGUCUGUAAAGGAUGGCGACCUUGUAUGCAAAGGCAUGCAGUUUGGAAAAGUAUAUGGAAAUGCACAUAGCAUAAUAGUGGCUGAGAGGAUUGUUCUUAAUUUCAUGCAAAGAAUGAGUGGAAUAGCUACACUUACAAAGGCCAUGGCAGAUGCUGCACACCCUUCUUGCAUCUUAGAGACUAGGAAAACUGCUCCUGGGCUACGUUUGGUGGAUAAAUGGGCGGUACUGAUUGGAGGAGGGAAAAACCAUAGGCUUGGUUUGUUUGAUAUGGUAAUGAUAAAGGAUAAUCAUAUAUCGAUAGCUGGUGGUGUCACAAAUGCAUUGAAAUCAGUGGAUGAAUUCUUACAGCAAAGCAAUCUCCAAAUGCCUGUCGAGGUGGAGACAAGGACUUUGGAAGAGUUGGAAGAGUUAUUGGAAUUUUCUAGUCAGAAUAGGACAUCCUUGACUCGGAUUAUGCUGGAUAAUAUGGUGGUUCCUCUUCCAAAUGGAGAUGUGGAUGUCUCAAUGCUGAAGGAUGCAGUUCAGUUGGUUAAUGGUAGAUUUGAGACUGAGGCAUCUGGAAAUGUUACCAUUGAAACAGUAAAGAAAAUUGGGGAAACUGGAGUAACCUAUAUUUCCAGUGGAGCAUUGACGCAUUCUGUGAAAGCACUUGAUAUCUCACUCAAGAUAGAUACAGAGCUCGCUCUGCAGGUUGGCCGCCGUACAAACCGUGCAUGAUCCAUUUAGUAUCAUGUCUCAAGUUUCUGGAUUUGCAAGGCCAAUUUUGUUUUCUGGUAUCUUAACCGGCUUUAGAUGCCUAUCACAUCCUUAGAAAACAAAAGGUUCUACCAUUCGCGGUUAAAUAAAAACCAUUGCUGGUAAGUUGUUGAAGUGUAAAUUUCAUGCAAAUGCAAUUACCAAGUAACUAAAGAUGGUUCUUCUCUAGUAUAUACAUAAAUUGUUACAAUUAUUGGUUUUUGAGAAAAUGCACUGCUACUUAGAUUUGCCAUGUCUUGAAUUUGAGCAA
Molecule: messenger RNA, 2585 nt
Organism: Zingiber officinale
Lineage: Eukaryota; Viridiplantae; Streptophyta; Magnoliopsida; Zingiberales; Zingiberaceae
Product: nicotinate-nucleotide pyrophosphorylase [carboxylating], chloroplastic-like
Exons: 12
Coding region: 1403-2296 (297 amino acids)
Biological process (GO): NAD+ biosynthetic process; quinolinate catabolic process
Cellular component (GO): cytoplasm
Molecular function (GO): nicotinate-nucleotide diphosphorylase (carboxylating) activity
Source: RefSeq, a predicted model, not a curated record